Messenger RNA from Tachysurus vachellii, 3669 nucleotides. It is a transcript of the gene lrrn3a, whose product is annotated as leucine rich repeat neuronal 3a. The coding region runs from base 541 to 2616 and encodes 691 amino acids. The transcript has 2 exons. NCBI's taxonomy places the organism in Eukaryota, Metazoa, Chordata, Actinopteri, Siluriformes, Bagridae. Gene Ontology annotation, molecular function: protein binding. The record is from RefSeq and is a predicted model, not a curated record.
CCCAGUGUGAGAGCAAGCGAGCGAGCCAGUGAGUGAGAGAGAGAGAGAGAGAGGGAGAGAGAGAGAGAAAAUCAGUACACUCACAUCUCCCUCCCUCAACCAGACCCCUACCUUUAUUCCACUCGCUGUUGAUCACACGCUACAGAGUUGAGUUUCAUUCCUGACUGGAAUAAUACGUUACUCAGACCAGGAGGAUCUUCUUUCCUUACGAUGGAAACUGAUGUGUGUGACUGAUUGAGGAUAAUAAUGAAGGCAGAGUGAUCCAUUUCCUCCAGCAACCUGAGCUCCUGGUUUUCUCCAUUUUCACUCCUCAAAGGAUAUAGUGACCUUCACAUAUGCUGCCAGCCUGACAAGUUUUCAGCAGGUAAACUGAAAGGUUGUUCCUCGUUUCCAAGGACGACACAAAGAAACCGGGGAAAGACUUGGUGUCAGCAGAAAAACAGCCUGUUGUUGUGGCAACAAAUGACCGCGUAUUUGUGAAGUUAACAACAUUAACCCUACACCCUUACGGACUAAUUUGCUGAGAAGAAAAGAGCCAGGAUGAAAGAACUGCAUUUUGUAGUUUGCCUCUUAACGGGACUUGCAUUUACCGGCUCUGUUCAUGUGUCUGAGUGGACCGGGGCAUGUCAGAAUCUGUGCAGGUGUGAAAUCCGACCCUGGUUUUCUCCUUUGUCCCUUUAUAUGGAGACUUUAACUGUGGACUGUGAUGAUCUGGGAAUUGUGUCUCUUCCAGAAAAACUUCCAUCAGAUACACAGGUGCUACUGGCACAGAGCAACAACAUUGUCAACAUUAAAAACCCUUUGAAUUAUAUGGUUAACUUAACAGAAGUGAAUUUAUCUCAGAACAAUAUAUCUUCUCUUAGUGACAUCUACCUAGGUAACCUUUCCCAGCUUUCGUCCUUGCACUUGGAAGAGAACCGAAUAACCAGCCUUCCCGACAAUUGCUUUGCGCAUCUACCGAACCUUCAAGAGCUUUACAUAAACCACAACCUUCUCUCACUGAUCAGUCCUGGAGCUUUUCAAGGUCUAAACAAUCUUUUGCGUCUCCAUCUCAACUCAAACAGAUUGAAGGUGAUCAGGCCAGAGUGGUUUCAUGCACUCAACCAGCUGGAGAUAUUGAUGAUAGGAGAAAAUCCCAUUUCCCAAUUACAAGAAAUGAACUUCCAGCCUCUGAGUAAUCUCCACAGUCUUGUACUGGCAAGGAUGAACCUCUCUGUCAUACCUGAUAAUGCUCUGGUUGGUCUCCAUAAAUUGGAGAGCAUCUCAUUCUAUGAAAAUAAGUUUGCAAAGGUGCCCCAGGCUGCACUUAGAAAAGUCCAAAGUCUCAAGUUUCUGGAUCUUAAUAAGAAUCCUAUUGAGAGAAUUAAUCGAGGGGAUUUUGUGGAUAUGAUUCAUAUGAAAGAACUGGGUAUCAACAGCAUGCCAGAUUUGGUUUCGAUUGACAGCUUUGCUGUUUCCAACUUGCCCGAGCUUACAAAGAUAGAGGCCACCAACAACCCCAGACUGUCCUAUAUCCAUCCCAAUGCGUUUUAUAACCUACCCAGGCUUGAGACGCUGAUGCUAAAUGAUAAUGCCCUCACUGCACUUCAUCGUGUUACAGUAGAGUCCUUGCCCAGCCUACAGGAAGUAAGCUUGCACUCCAAUCCGAUUUACUGUGACUGUGUUGUCCGCUGGAUCAAUAUGAACAAGACUAAGAUACGCUUCAUGGAGGCUGACGCUCUCUUGUGUACGGGACCUCCCGAGUUCGAAGGCCGCCAUGUCCGACACGUACACUUUCGUGAAAUGAUGGACACCUGCCUCCCAGUUAUCUCUCCGGAAAGCCUUCCAGAGCAUGUCAGUGUGGAUGUCGGUCAGUCAGCAUCAUUCCACUGUAGGUCAUUCGCAGAACCAAAUCCGGAGAUCUACUGGAUCACCCCUUCGGGAGAAAAGAUCCUACCAAGAAUGGCUUCAAGCAAGUAUUUGGUGCAUCCUGAGGGAACAUUGGACAUAUUUAACAUUUCUGAGAGUGAGGCAGGUCAGUACACCUGCGUAGCCCACAAUCUCAUUGGGGCAAAUAUGAAGUCUGUUGUAAUGGUAGUGAAUGGAUACUAUCCAGAACAUUUAAAUGGAUCUUUGCAUGUGCAAAUCGAUAUGAUACAACCACAUUUUGUAAAAAUCUCUUGGGUACCACCUAAAAGCAGCUUUGUGUCAAAUAUCGAAUGGUCCACCACGUCUUUACGCUUUACAGCUCGUGUACCAUCUAACGUAAAAAUGUUCAACCUGACACAUUUGCAGCCACUGACGCAGUAUGAAGUAUGUGUAGAAAUUACAGACCUGCAAAGGGGCCAUUUAAGAAAUUGUAUUAAUGUCAGUACACCCGAGCAAGCUGCGCCGGUGUGCAAAUCUAACAAGAACAAAAUGAUGAUGAUUAAUGCCAUUGGUAUGCUUUUGAUAGCAUCUGCUGUCACAUGUUCACUGAUCUACAAGUCUUUGAAGAGUGAUCAUCUUUACAGAAGGCUAAUUAAUCGACAAACAGGUACACUGCAGGGUCCCAGUCCCUGCCCCUCUCCCAUCCUCAUGCACCCUGCAAGGUCUGAAGCGGAUGUCAAUAUUUUGGACUUGAACAACACCAUUUAAGAAACUCUUUUAAAAAAGAAUCAAGGUGGGAUAUAAUGGACACAAGACUGUGUAACUCAAUAUCCCACAUUCUGAGUUUCUGCUGGACCUCUACAGAAGGAAUGCAGAGAACUCAGAUCAGGAGUCAUCGUCCCUCCCAGAGCGUUUGGUGACAUUGUCUCAACUCAACACCUCCUUUAGUGUAAAUGUCACAUGUGGGAAUCAAUGUCCUCCAGAUUAGGCAGCCUGGAGAGCACUGUUCCUUCAGGCAGGAUCAAGGCACAGAACAUGAAAGGUUGUGUCCAGAUACCUGACUGUUCAUGUAUAAUGCAACUCCACAGUGGCUUUUGUUUCUAUUGUGGGCUUGUAGCAAUACUCUUUGCUCUGUCUCAGUGGGAAAGUAAACAAAGUAAACUUUACGAUCCACUAUGUUCAUAGAGUAGAUCACAACACUAUGUACAACACUUUGUGAAAAAAAAUACAUUUAUACAAAAACUUUUUGUGACAGACUUUUUUCCCCGUUUUUUUAACCAAGACUUAUUUAACGAUCUAACCAGUUAAAAACACAAUAUCAGCCAAUAUUCUUUGUCAAUAGAUGCUAAUUUUGUUGCAUUUUUAAACAAAUUUGCUAAAAACUCAGUAUACAUGGUAUCGAUACUUAGCAUCACCCAGCACAAACACACAUCAAAUGUCUUUCAAGGAAAUGGCUUUAGUUCCUAUCUUGUGGUUGUGAGGUUAUUGAUGGCUUCACGUGCAUGGCUGACGACUGGAGAUGUAUAAAAUUGGAGGAGGUAGAAAGGAAAUAGAGGCUAUCACAAAACUUAUUGACGUCAAAUUGCAUUAUAUUCUUUUUCAUUAAAAAUCCAAUAUGAAUUCCCAAUCGCCAAACACCCACAGGUGAUGAAUCACCGUCACAAUGCGAAUGAUGUGGGGGAUUUAUCAGGCAGGCAUGGCUAUAUAUCACUGGAGGGGUUUCGGCACCACAGACAGGGCUUUUAGAGCUCGGCUAUUUGUCAUAGACGCCGAAGCUAAAGCAUGAAUCAUCAGAGCGAGAGGUAGUGGAUAGGUCAGCAG